This is a messenger RNA of Oryctolagus cuniculus (rabbit), 561 nucleotides long. Lineage: Eukaryota; Metazoa; Chordata; Mammalia; Lagomorpha; Leporidae. The record is from RefSeq and is a predicted model, not a curated record.
GCGGCGCCGUCCGCUCCACGGGUUCGCGGCCAACCGUUGCUUCGGAGGCCUCGCCGCUGCCAUCACAUUCUGCAGCUGAGAGACCAUGGUGGGCCGGAACAGCGCCAUCGCCGCCGGCGUAUGCGGGGCCCUUUUCAUCGGGUAUUGCAUUUACUUCGACCGCAAGAGACGGAGUGACCCCAACUUCAAGAACAGGUUGCGAGAACGAAGAAAGAAACAAAAGCUUGCCAAAGAGAGAGCUGGGCUUUCCAAGUUACCUGACCUUAAAGAUGCAGAAGCUGUUCAGAAGUUCUUCCUUGAAGAAAUACAGCUUGGUGAAGAGUUACUAGCUCAAGGUGAAUAUGAGAAGGGUGUGGACCAUCUGACAAAUGCAAUUGCUGUAUGUGGGCAGCCACAGCAAUUGCUGCAAGUAUUGCAGCAAACUCUUCCACUGCCAGUGUUCCAGAUGCUGCGCACUAAACUCCCAACAAUUAGUCAGAGAAUUGUAAGUGCUCAGAGCUUGGCUGAAGAUGAUGUGGAAUGAAGAAUUUCAACAUAAUAAAAUCUCACUUCAAAAUAUUA